This is a messenger RNA of Hyaloscypha bicolor E, 1477 nucleotides long. Its product is annotated as mitochondrial protein-like protein Fmp26. Gene Ontology annotation, cellular component: mitochondrial inner membrane. The record is from RefSeq and is a predicted model, not a curated record. Gene Ontology annotation, biological process: inner mitochondrial membrane organization. Lineage: Eukaryota; Fungi; Ascomycota; Leotiomycetes; Helotiales; Hyaloscyphaceae. The transcript is spliced from 3 exons. Bases 136 to 1290 code for a protein of 384 amino acids.
GUUGAUGUUCACAAGCUUACCUAUUGCGCAAUCAGGAACUCAAGCCUUAGGCCAAAAUAAUUCUGUGAGGCAAUUCUUGAAAGCUCAUGAUUUCGGACGUUUUGAUAUUGGCAUCCACCAACGGCAACAGCAGCAAUGCGCGGUCGAAUAGCGUUAAGAAAUGUUGCCCGAGGCUUUCGGCAGCUUCGACAACCAGGUGCUGGAGCUCAUUCCCGGAGAGCUAUCCAGAUCAGCGCAACGCCGACGACUGAGUCUCCCAUACUCACUGGAGAUGUUCUGGGAAACUCAAUUGAUGCGUCGACGGAUCCUGAAGUAGAUGCUCGAUUCGAAGUCCUUGGCGCGCCAUACUCUCUUUUGUCUGUUUCGUUAUCUGCCUCACAAAAACUGUAUACUAGGAGGGGCACAUUGGUUGGAGUCAGUGGGAAGGCAGAAAAUGCACAAUCCACGUUAUCCAUCUUAGAACCCUUUCGAAGAGCAGCUCUUGGCAUCCCAUUCCUUUACCAACGAAUCUCCUCCACAAGUCCCAUAACAGCCCUAAUAUCCACCAAAUCGCCACUCACUUCCUUCACUGUAUUACAUCUUAAUGGCACCGUGGACUGGAUGGUAGCGCAGCGGAAAGCACUGCUUGCUUGGACUGGUCACACGCUUUCCGUUUCUCCAUCCGCAAAUACGAAAAUGAAUCUUGCUCACUGGGGGAAUUCACAGAUCACAGGGAGAGGUCUGGUAGCGUUGGCUGGCCCAGGACAGAUAUACCAGGUUACGUUGAGGCAGGGAGAAGAAUAUGUUGCGCACCCGGGAAAUGUGGUUGCGUACACGAUCACGCAACAUCCACCAUUGCCAUACAGAUUCAAGUCAUCGAAUCUCAGAUUGCAGAUCCCAGAUUUAGGGCUCGGGUAUCUGGUGCCAGACAUCAAGUUCUUCAGAGUAAUGCGGCAGACGGAGACGUGGAAAUUCUUUACAAAGAUGUUGUUCAACUUAAGGACGCAAGCGAGGAGGACGAUAUGGGGAGAUCGACUGUUCUUGAAGUUUCAUGGCCCGACGAUGAUUUUGAUGUCUUCGAGAGCGUCGAGGAUUAGUGAUGUGUUGACCGCCAGGGAUGUGAAUGAGAUUGCGGAUACUCCUGCGGGCGUUGUGCAAGAGGCUGUUACGUUAGUCAACAAACCGAAAGAGGAUGAGGGAAUGAUGAAACAGAUUUCGGAUGUGCCGACUGGUUUCCAUGUGGCGGAAGUGAAUAGGGAUGGGAGUGUUGUAUUUGAGGACGCUAAGGAUGUCAAGCCGUUUAUUCGGUAGGACUGAAUGUGUAUGAUAUGAAUCAACGGAUGAAUGUAUUAUACAAGAAGAUCCACCCUGGUUCUUCAGAUUUCUUGUUCCUGAGAAGUGCGAAUAUAUGUGUUCAGAAGGUAGCUUUGAGAAGGCAAGGGAGCUCAAUUCAUCCAGUCUAGUGACUGCCCGCCUCUAUCGUCACAAUAGCUCAGCC